Molecule: messenger RNA, 985 nt
Organism: Diorhabda carinulata
Lineage: Eukaryota; Metazoa; Arthropoda; Insecta; Coleoptera; Chrysomelidae
Product: platelet-activating factor acetylhydrolase IB subunit beta homolog
Exons: 4
Coding region: 238-921 (227 amino acids)
Source: RefSeq, a predicted model, not a curated record
GAACACAGAUAGUUUUUUCAGGACGACCGGAUAUUUACAACGAUUUACCAUUUAUGAAUGUAUUAAAUUACAGUGAACAGACUUGUGUACAAGUUAGGAAUAAUUUAAAAUUGGUUUAAGGUAGAUAACGCGACGUGGAUGCAUCGAAGUUGAUGAUUUUUUAUAAUACAAGGGGCGAAUAGAAAAUAAACAAAUUUUCGUAGUGUUUUUGAGUGAGAAUACUGAAUUAUUUAUAUAAUGUUAAAUCCAUGUGUGAAACCUGAACCUCCCGAAGAUACUGUUGGUGAUGGUCGGUGGAUGUCGCAGCAUAAUCGAUAUCUUCAAGAAACGAAAACGAGCGAAUCGGAAGUUCUUUUCAUAGGAGAUUCGAUUAUUCAACAACUUCAGUUCACUUCACUGUGGAGUGAGAAAAUUAGUUCAUUACAUUGUAUUAACUUCGGAAUUGGGGGAGAUAGAGUAGAAAAUGUCUUAUGGAGAGUACGCAAUGGUGAACUGGAAUUUAAUUCCAAAAUUAAAGCUGUAGUUCUAUUCGUCGGUACAAAUAACAUUGAUUGUACUCCUCAUGAAAUAUACGAAGGAAUUCUGGAAAUUAUCAAAGAAAUUAAACGGCAACUUGGCAAUGUUGCCAUAGUUUUACCUACUCUGCUGCCACGUGGUCAUUACCCGAACCAAUACAGAGAACGGAACGAUCACGUGAAUACAUUUCUUCUAGAUAAAUUUUGCAAUGAAGCUAAUGCUGAUGAAGUCACCGAAAAUUGUCACGUUGUUGUCAUAGAUCACCAUAUAGUCGGCAAUGACCAAACGAUUUCCCAUCAUAUUAUGCAUGAUUAUUUGCAUUUAACUAACAGUGGAUAUUCUAAAGUAUUUUCCAAAGUUUACGAGAAAUUGUGCGAUCUAUUGAAUACACCGGUAAAAAAGUGAUAAUAGAUAGUUAAUAUAUACUUUUAAAAUGUUAUAUUCGAUUAUUAAAUGAUAUUUUGGCUUA